Messenger RNA from Aspergillus glaucus CBS 516.65, 921 nucleotides. Its product is annotated as ribosylnicotinamide kinase. NCBI's taxonomy places the organism in Eukaryota, Fungi, Ascomycota, Eurotiomycetes, Eurotiales, Aspergillaceae. The transcript is spliced from 2 exons. The record is from RefSeq and is a predicted model, not a curated record. Gene Ontology annotation, cellular component: cytoplasm. Bases 1 to 921 code for a protein of 306 amino acids.
AUGACCUCCCAAGCCCUCGUAAUCGGUAUCUCGGGCCCCUCCUCCAGCGGCAAGACAACUCUCGCCCGCCUCCUGCAACGGGUCUUCUCUCCAGCACUCUCCAAAACAUUCAUCAUCCACGAGGAUGACUUUUAUGUUCCUGAUAAUCAAAUCCCAUACACAACAACCCCAUCCGGCAAAACGCUCCAAGACUGGGACUGCGUCGAAGCACUCGACAUAACCCGUCUCAGUCGCGCCCUCUCAUACAUCCACAGCACAGGCUCGCUCCCUGAUAAACUAAAGAGUAUCCAGGAUCUUAACGAGGAUGCUGACUCGGGCGUUAGUCUUGAGACUGUUGAGCGGUUGAGGAGGUUUGUUGAGGGGCGGUUGGCGUCUUCUACUCCUUCUACUGUUGGUAAGGGGAGUGAUGAUAGGAGAGAGCGGACGUUGGCAUUUUUGGAAGGGAUUCUUCUGUACGCUCCUAAGGCUGAUAAGGGGCAUGUUCUGCGUCCUGUGAAUGAUAAUAUUGAUGUACGGUUGUUCCUACCCACUGCGUAUGAAGAUGUUAAGGUGAGGAGGGAGGCGAGGUCGGGGUAUGUGACGUCUGGGCCUGCGCAGGAGCUGCCGUUGCCGCAGAGGAAUUCAGCGUCGGAUGGGAGUGGGGAAGGAGAGGAGGGUCAGCAGACCUUUUGGGAGGAUCCGCCGGGGUAUGUGGAUAAUAUUGUCUGGCCGCAUUAUGUGCGGGAUCAUGCGUGGUUGUUGGUACCGGAGGGCGAGCAGGAUGUGAAUUCUGCGGAGUUGGUUAGGAAGGCUGGGAGUGGGACGAACGUGAGGACGGAUGUUGGGAUUGCUGUUGCUCCGGGACAGGGGAGCAGACCCAUGACUGAGAUUUUGACUUGGGCUGUGGAGGAAGUGUUGAAGUGUUGGGAACGUGUACAGUAG